UCGGGCUCCUGCCUGACGGGAGGGUCAACUGGAGACGCUCUACCCGAAGCGCAGCUCUCGAUGAGCCGCGCCCUGCGUCCUCACGCCGAGGCGGCGAGGCGCUGCGCCUGCGCACCCAGAGCUCACACCAUAUGUGCUCUGUCCCAGUGCGCGGGUCUGUGGAGAGCCGGGUGCGAGAGGCGUUAGCGCGAGGGGAACGGAGCUGAACGGAGACCAAAGUCGGCUGGGGGACAGUGGGUCUGUGAGAGACCGAAUAGAGGGGCCUGGGCUACGAGCGCCGCUGACACACGAUGGGGAAGAAGCAGAAAAACAAGAGCGAAGACAGUGCCAAGGAUGACAUUGAUCUUGAUGCCUUGGCUGCAGAAAUAGAAGGAGCUGGUGCUGCCAAGGAACAGGAACCUCAAAAGUCAAAGGGGAAAAAGAAAAAGGAGAAAAAAAGGCAAGACUUUGAUGAAGAUGAUAUCCUGAAAGAACUGGAAGAAUUGUCUUGGGAAGCACAAGGCAUCAAAACUGACAGAGAAAGUGCUGCAGUAAAGCCAACAGAAAAUAAUGAAGAAGAACCCACCUCAAAACAAGAUAAAAAAAAGAAAGGACAGAAGGGCAAAAAACAAAGUUUUGAUGAUAAUGAUAGUGAGGAAUGGGAAGAUAAAGAUUCGAAAUCAAAAAAGUCUGCAAAGCCAAAAGUGGAAAUGUACUCUGGGAGUGACGAUGAUGAUGGCGAUUUUAAUAAGCUUUCUAAAAAAGCUAAAGGGAAAGCUCAGAAAUCAAAUAAAAAAGGGGAUGGCUCAGAAGAUGAAGAAGGUAACACUAAGCGAAUUAAAGAGCGUUCCAGAGUAAAUUCUUCAGGUGAAAGUGGUGAUGAAUCGGAUGAAUUUUUGCAAUCUAGAAAAGGACAGAAAAAGAAUCAAAAAAAUAAGCCAGGUCCUAAUGUGGAGAGUGGGAAUGAAGAUGACGACUCCUCCUUCAAAAUUAAGACAGUGGCCCAAAAGAAGGCAGAAAAGAAAGAACGGGAAAGAAAAAAGCGAGAUGAAGAAAAAGCAAAACUGCGUAAGCUGAAAGAAAAAGAAGAGCUAGAGACUGGGAAAAAGGAUCAGAGUAAACAGUCUCAAAAGAAAUCUGAAGAAGAAGCUAUAAAAUCCAAAGUGACCCUUGAUGUUGGAAUGGUCCCUGCUUCUGAAGAGAAAGGAGAGACUGCCAUGGCUGCUGAAGAUGACAAUGAUGGAGACAAAAAGAAAAAAGAGAAGAAGAAAAAGAAAGGAGAAAAGGAAGAAAAAGAGAAGGAGAAGAAAAAAGGACCUAGCAAAGCCACAGUUAAAGCUAUGCAAGAAGCUCUGGCUAAGCUUAAAGAAGAAGAAGAACGACAGAAGAGAGAAGAGGAGGAACGCAUAAAACGACUUGAAGAGUUAGAAGCUAAACGUAAAGAAGAGGAAAGACUAGAACAAGAAAAGAGAGAAAGGAAAAAGCAAAAAGAAAAAGAAAGAAAAGAACGCUUGAAAAAAGAAGGGAAACUUUUAACUAAAUCCCAGAGAGAAGCCAGAGCCAGAGCUGAAGCUACCCUUAAACUUCUACAAGCUCAGGGUGUUGAAGUGCCAUCAAAAGACUCUUUGCCAAAGAAAAGGCCAAUUUAUGAAGAUAAGAAGAAGAAAAAAACACUACAGCAGCUAGAAAAUAAAGAAGUAUCUGAACCAAUAGAAUUAAGUGCUGCUAUAGAAGUUGUAGAACAAGGAGCACCAGAAAAGGAAGAGACCCUACCUCCUGUUGAGCCAGAAGAGGAAGAAGAAACUGAAGAUGCUGGAUUGGAUGAUUGGGAAGCUAUGGCCAGCGAUGAGGAGAGAGAAAAAGAGGAAAACACGGUGCAUAUAGAAGUAAAAGAAAACCCUGAAGAGGAGGAGGAGGAGGAAGAGGAAGAGAGUGAAGAGGAAGAGAGUGAAGAGGAAGAGGAAGAGGAAGGAGAAAGUGAAGGCAGUGAAGGUGAAGAAGAAGAUGAAAAGGUGUCAGAUGAGAAAGAAGCGGGAAAAAUGUUAGAUAAAAAAUCAAGCAAAGAAAUGAGUUCAGAAUCUGAAUACGACUCUGAUGAUGAUCGAACUAAAGAAGAAAGGGCUUAUGACAAAGCCAAAAGGAGAAUUGAGAAACGGCGACUUGAACAUAGUAAAAAUGUAGAUACAGAAAAGCUGAGAGCUCCUGUUAUUUGUGUACUUGGACAUGUGGAUACAGGGAAAACAAAAAUUCUAGAUAAACUUCGUCACACACAUGUACAAGAUGGUGAAGCAGGUGGCAUUACGCAACAAAUUGGGGCCACCAAUGUUCCUCUUGAAGCUAUUAAUGAACAGACUAAGAUGAUUAAAAAUUUUGAUAGAGAGAAUGUACGAAUUCCAGGAAUGCUGAUUAUCGAUACUCCCGGGCAUGAGUCUUUCAGUAAUCUGAGAAACAGAGGAAGCUCUCUUUGUGAUAUUGCCAUUUUAGUCGUUGAUAUUAUGCAUGGUUUGGAACCCCAAACAAUUGAAUCUAUUAACCUUCUGAAAUCUAAAAAGUGUCCCUUCAUUGUUGCACUCAAUAAGAUUGAUAGAUUGUAUGAUUGGAAAAAGAGCCCUGACUCUGAUGUGGCUGCUACUUUAAAGAAGCAGAAAAAGAAUACAAAAGAUGAAUUUGAGGAGCGAGCAAAGGCUGUUAUUGUAGAAUUUGCACAGCAGGGUUUGAAUGCAGCUUUGUUUUAUGAGAACAAGGAUCCGCGUACUUUUGUGUCCUUGGUACCUACCUCUGCACAUACUGGUGAUGGCAUGGGAAGUUUGAUCUGCCUUCUUGUCGAGUUAACUCAGACCAUGUUGAGCAAGAGACUUGCACAUUGUGAGGAGCUGAGAGCACAGGUUAUGGAGGUUAAGGCUCUCCCAGGAAUGGGCACCACCAUAGAUGUGAUACUGAUCAACGGGCGUUUGAAGGAAGGAGAUACAAUUAUUGUUCCUGGAGUAGAAGGGCCCAUUGUAACUCAGAUUCGAGGCCUCCUGUUACCUCCUCCUAUGAAGGAAUUACGAGUGAAGAACCAGUAUGAAAAGCAUAAAGAAGUAGAAGCAGCUCAGGGGGUAAAGAUUCUUGGAAAAGACCUAGAGAAGACAUUGGCUGGUUUACCCCUCCUGGUGGCUUAUAAAGAAGAUGAGAUCCCAGUUCUUAAAGAUGAGUUGAUCCAUGAGUUGAAGCAGACGCUAAAUGCUAUCAAGUUGGAAGAAAAAGGAGUCUAUGUCCAGGCAUCUACACUGGGAUCUUUGGAAGCUCUACUUGAAUUCUUGAAAACAUCAGAAGUGCCCUAUGCAGGAAUUAACAUUGGUCCAGUCCAUAAAAAAGAUGUUAUGAAGGCUUCAGUGAUGUUGGAACAUGAUCCUCAGUAUGCAGCGAUUUUGGCCUUUGAUGUGAGGAUUGAACGGGAUGCACAAGAAAUGGCUGAUAGUUUAGGAGUUAGAAUUUUUAGUGCAGAAAUUAUUUAUCAUUUAUUUGAUGCCUUUACAAAAUAUAGACAAGACUACAAGAAACAGAAACAAGAAGAAUUUAAGCACAUAGCAGUAUUUCCCUGCAAGAUAAAAAUCCUCCCCCAGUAUAUUUUUAAUUCUCGAGACCCAAUAGUGAUGGGAGUGACUGUGGAAGCCGGUCAGGUGAAACAGGGGACGCCCAUGUGUGUCCCUAGCAAAAAUUUUAUUGACAUUGGAAUAGUAACGAGUAUUGAAAUAAACCAUAAACAAGUGGAUGUUGCAAAAAAAGGACAGGAAGUCUGUGUCAAAAUAGAACCUAUCCCUGGUGAAUCUCCCAAAAUGUAUGGAAGACAUUUUGAAGCUACAGACAUUCUUGUCAGUAAGAUCAGCCGGCAGUCCAUCGAUGCCCUCAAAGACUGGUUCAGAGAUGAGAUGCAGAAGAGUGAUUGGCAGCUUAUUGUGGAGCUGAAGAAAGUAUUUGAAAUCAUCUAAUUUUUUCACAUGGGGCAGGAAUUGGACCUAAUAUGUCAUAAUACCACCAACAAAACAAGACAAAAAAAUGGAACGAUGUACCUGGACACUGCUGAACUUAAGUAUGGAAGGAAAAAAAUAGGUGUAUAAAAUGUUUUCCAUGAGAAACCAAGAAACUUACACUGGUUUGACAGUGGUCGAUUACAUGUCCCCACAGUUCCAACGUGCCUGUUCACCUGCCCACUCCUUUCCCCAACCUUCUCUACUGGCUGCUGUUUUAAAGUUUGCCCUAACCCAAAUUUGGAUUUUUAUUACAGAUCUAAAGCUCUUUCGAUUUUAUACUGAUUAAAAUCAGUACUGCAGUAUUUGAUUAACCAAGCUUCUGCAGAUUUUGUGAUUCUUGGGGCUCUUUUGAUGUAAGAAAUACUUUAUUUAUGCAUAUCCUUCCCACAGUGAUUUCCCCCCCGCAGCAUUCUUCUGCCAUAUGCCCUUAGGGAUUUUUUAAAAUAGAAAACUAGGCACUCUGCUAUUUCCUUAUCUGCUUUGUGUGAAACCAUGGUGUAAAGCCUGGCUGGCUGCUAUUUACUGCUUGUGUAGUUCUAAGAGUCCACUGUAAUCAGCACAAUUCUGAACUACCAAUAAAGAAAACAAGACAUCCACCAGUGAGCUCCGUUAGGCUUCCAUGCUAGCAUAGCUUCUCUCCAUGAGUGAGUCAUCAGCUUCGGUGUACUACCUUUGUGUACCAGCACAUGCCAACAUUAGGAUUUUCUAAGAUACACUAGAACCAAGAUUGAUAUAUAAAAAUUCUAUGAUGCAUACAUUUCCUGAUGUAACAAUUAGAAGCACUAAGCCCAAAUAGUUCCCUUCCUAAGUUGUUACACAGAUACCAUGAGUUGUUCUUCUCAGUUACUGAAGUCCACAUGAAGAUCUAUUCCCCAUGAGGAGAAAUCUGUUUGUAUGAGAUUAAUUCUUCUAACAGAUCUCUAGUAUCUGAUACCUAUUUAUAUAAAGAGCACAGUGUUACAGUCAGUGUGGGGUGUGUGUUUAAUGUUCCCAAGUGUUCACUGGCAUAGAUUUACAAACUAUUUUUGAAGUAUUACAGCAUAACAACCAUAGCAUAAAAAAAUACUUUAUAUACAUUUGAAAAUCUAUAAUUCUUCAAUACUACUGAACUAUUCUUCAAUACUACAAUUUCUCUAGGGAUGGAGACACCACCGAGCCAUCUGUGGGACCUAAUUUUCCCAGGAAAAACAAUUUAAUUAUGUGUGUGUUCUAAUUUAAAAUAUGUAAAUCCCUCCACUUGGAAGAAGUAAAGAAGGUUUUUCUUUUUUUUUUUAACAUGCUCCUGUGUUCAUGCUUGGGGACAAAAAGUGAUUAAGAUUAUUUAGAGGCUUUACCCAGAACAAGUAGAGUCCCAGUCUGGGACCUCUCGGGAAUUUCAAAGCUUAGCACAGCGCCUCUAACAGUCCUGAUUGUAGGGUUCUCAGCCUUUAAAUACAAUAUUUGCUGCCUAAAGGAUUCACAAAAAGGAGCCUGUACAAAAUAUACAUACAGUUCUUUAUUAAACAACUGUAAACACUUCACUGUAAAAAUCCAUAAAACUUUAUAAACAAACAUUUUUGUAAAUAGAAUCUAUGCUACAGUAAAAGAACACAAUUAUUUACAUGCAAUACUGACAAAUUUGGCACUUAUUGAAAAGAAAUGUACAAAACACUUGCUUAAAAAGAAAUUUAAAAUUAUAAAAACUCAGAGCAUUACUAUCAUGCACUUUGCAAAUACCUCACAAGCACUUAUGGCACAGCUAGCGGAGAGCACCCGGCUCCCUGGUAAUCUUUAUGUUACUUUUAAUGUGCUUCCGUAAGUCUGUUGUAAAACCACCUGAACAUUGUCAAGAAUAAAGUCAAAUGCCAUAUUCCAAACCGA
Suricata suricatta (meerkat) is the source of this 5852-nucleotide messenger RNA. It is a transcript of the gene EIF5B, whose product is annotated as eukaryotic translation initiation factor 5B. The record is from RefSeq and is a predicted model, not a curated record. The transcript is spliced from 24 exons. Gene Ontology annotation, molecular function: translation initiation factor activity; GTPase activity; GTP binding. Lineage: Eukaryota; Metazoa; Chordata; Mammalia; Carnivora; Herpestidae. Bases 291 to 3950 code for a protein of 1219 amino acids.